Messenger RNA from Electrophorus electricus (electric eel), 997 nucleotides. It is a transcript of the gene c1qbp, whose product is annotated as complement component 1, q subcomponent binding protein. Gene Ontology annotation, biological process: cytosolic ribosome assembly. Gene Ontology annotation, cellular component: mitochondrial matrix. The record is from RefSeq and is a predicted model, not a curated record. NCBI's taxonomy places the organism in Eukaryota, Metazoa, Chordata, Actinopteri, Gymnotiformes, Gymnotidae.
GUCGCGUCGGUGGAGCCGCGGAGUCGUCGUCGUCGUUGUUGUCGUCCGUCCCGUCCCCGCCGCAGCCAUGCUAAAGUCUUUCGCUCGCGCGAUGAACGUCGCAGCUCGCGUUUCAAACAGGGCCACCGCCGCGCGAGCCCCUCGAGCCGCGGAGCCUCUCGCGCGGUCCGCGUCGUGCGGUCCCUUCACGCGCUCCGUCUGGAUGCUGUGCCACAGCGGCUCUCACGGAGGCAGGCCGCGACUGAUCCCCUCCAAGAGUCUCCUCCCGUCGGCGUCGUGCGGUUGCGGGGGUCUUCACACAGACGGUGACAAAGCAUUUACUGAGUUUCUCUCUGAUGAGAUUAAAGAGGAAAAGAAGAUCCAGAAAAGCAAGACCCUUCCCAAAAUGUCUGGUGGAUGGGAGCUCCAGCUAAAUGGCGCUGAAGCAAAACUUAUUCGCUCUGUCUCUGGAGAGAAAGUGACGGUCACGUUCAACAUAAACAACAGCAUCCCCCCGAACAUGGAGGAGGAAGAGGCAGAGCAGGGCCAGAAGGCAGAGGACAGUGAGCCUGAAAUUGUCUCAACGCCCAACUUUGUUAUUGAAGUGGUGAAACAGGGUACCAAAAAUUCCCUGGUGUUUGACUGUCAUUUUCCAGAGGAUGAGAUUGGUCAUAGCGAAGGUGAAGAGGAAAGUGAUAUCUUUGCCAUACGGGAGGUCAGUUUCCAGCCUGACGGAGAGGCAGACUGGCACGAGACCAGCUACACACUUAACACAGACUCUCUGGACUGGGCGCUGUAUGACCAUUUGAUGGACUUCUUGGCUGACCGGGGCAUUGACAAUGCAUUUGCGGAUGAGUUGAUGGAAUUAAGCACAGCCUUGGAGCAUCAGGAAUACAUCAAGUUUCUGGAGGACCUCAGUAGCUUCAUCAAAUGUCACUGAGGUUCAUAGAGGUUUUGCAGUCUCUACUUCUAGCUAACCUGAAAUAUUAGUGUGUUAAAUAAAAGGUACAACAGCAAA